Messenger RNA from Oldenlandia corymbosa var. corymbosa, 1104 nucleotides. NCBI's taxonomy places the organism in Eukaryota, Viridiplantae, Streptophyta, Magnoliopsida, Gentianales, Rubiaceae. The record is from the annotation of a GenBank genome assembly.
AUGAAGGGGCUGUGGUUGCAGCAGCUGAAUUCAGUCCCUUACUGCGUGAAAGAGAAGAAGCCAUGCAUCGGGUGGGUUAACAUCUACUUCAAGGAUUGUCUCUGCAAUUCCAGAGACGAAUUGUCUUUCGCUUUAGGCCUCAUCAGCCUCCUCUUUUGGGGUGUCGCCGAAAUCCCACAAAUUGUCACCAACUUCCGAACCAAAUCCAGCCAUGGCAUUUCCCUCUUGUUCCUUCUCACUUGGGUUGCCGGGGAUGCAUUCAAUCUUGUGGGUUGUCUUCUGGAACCUGCAACAUUGCCAACUCAAUUUUACACGGCUCUGCUUUAUACCACUACUACCUUACUCCUAGUUUUGCAAAGCUUGUACUACGAUCAUUUCUGUAGAUGGUGGAAGUCUCGAAAGCACGACUCAAUACAAGAACAGGAUGAAGAUGUGAAAAAACCAUUGAGACCACACAAACACAGGUCAUCAAACGAUACUGGAAUUCCGAUACCCAAUGGGACUAGCAAACCUUCGCCACGUAGGGAUUCCAGAGACUACUAUUACACGUCAGCAAGAUCUUUAGCCGGCAGUGCUACACCGCCAAUUCGUUCCUCCGCUUGGCCGGUUAGGAGUGGGCCGUCAGCCAUUGGCAUUCCGGAUGGCUGUUCUUCGGACGACGAAACCUUUUCUACUGCACCUCCAACUAGUUCUAGCCUGCCCAAACCAGUCCCAAGAUCCGUUGGUUAUGGUGCACUUUUUACAACGACAAUGAGUAUGCCUCACCAGUCAAAUGCAAUGAUGCAAGGUUACAUUGGUUUUAGUGGGAGGAAAUUAUUACAGGAACACGGGGCGGGAAAUACUGUAUUAGGGCAAUCAUUAGGGUGGAUGAUGGCUGCUAUAUACAUGGGCGGUCGGAUACCCCAAAUCUGGUUAAAUAUAAAAAGAGGAAGCGUGGAGGGCUUAAAUCCUCUGAUGUUUAUAUUCGCUGUAACGGCAAACAUUACUUACGUUGGAAGCAUUCUGGUAAGAGAUACCGAAUGGAAAAAGGUUCAAGCCAACUUGCCUUGGUUGCUGGAUGCCGGUGCUUGCGUGUUGCUGGACUUAUUUGUAUCCUUCCAUUAA